GGGGGAAAGGAGGUGGGACCCCGUCUUGUCCGUGUGAAACUCGAAUGGGAAGUUAAGCGCCCUCGCUCAUGGCUGGGAGCUGGUUUCUACCCCAGGUCACCCCUUCCUGGCAUGUGACUCCAGUUCUGCCUCUCUUGAGGGCACUGUCCCCACAGGGUGGCAACAUCAUUAAGCACCUGGCACCUAGGGACACCUGCUUCAGAGUGACAAAGCCACCUCCCCGGGGGCCCCACCAGCAUCAGAAUCCAGUCUAAUGGCAGCAGUCUGUGGGUGGUGGUUGGCAUGGACGCUGAAGCCUGGAUGCCUGGACACACAGCUGGCUGCUGCCCUGUGGGCCGGGAGACCUGGGGAGAACUUUGUCUCUCCUUUACCCGUUGACCAUCCGUCAAACGUGGAGGGUAGUGACACGGCCCACUUCUCAGGUCUUGAGGAUCAAGGGAGCGUUGUUGUGUAUAGCCUUUGGAGCAGGCCUGGUGCGUGGUACAGGUCCCCAUGGGACCCAAGGGGCUGCCCUCUUGGCAGUGACAAUGACAUGGCAGCCGUACUGCAGCCAGGUGCUGUCACCCAGACUGGGGGCCUUGCCUGGUGUGAUUCGCCAGCCAUGUGGCUAAUGAGGUUGCUUGUUCCCACUUCACACGUGGAAACCCAGGGUUCAGAGAGUUGGUAUAAUAAUAAAAAUAAGAAUUGCAACAAGAAGGUGUUUCGGAGGGCCUGCUAUGCACAGGCAUCUGUGCUCUUUGUAAUCUCCCCAACAGUGGAACUGAAAGGUGGGGAAACUGAGGCUCAGAGAGGAAACUAACCACUCAGUGACCCCCCCCGCUCCCCCCAACACCAUGAAGGGGAGGGGACAGGCUGAGCAUGGUCCACACAGGCCCAUGGGUUGUCUGUUUCGUUUUCAGGCCCAGCCUAUGAACUGGAAGCUUUUCAGGAAGUCUUGGGAGAUGAUUUAUUUAUUAGCUGUUUUUUAAUUUUAAUAAAAAAAAAAUGUAUGUGUGUGGAACUCUGAUUCCACCUGGGAUCUGAGACGUGGAAACCCAAGUACCUGACUUGGAGGUAACAGCACGCCCACCUGGGUGAGGAAUAUUCCAGAAGCUUGCCUCCAGGCACCAUCCUCGCCUGCUGACCAGUCCCCUGGGGAAGCAAGGUCAGGGUCACGUUGGUGUUGGGCUGCUGGAGCCGCCGCUUCCUGGGUCUCUGGCCCACGGCAGGCCGAUGCUGUGCUACCCUAGCCUCGGCCAGCGGCUCCAGGGCCCACCUGCUGGACAGCAGUCUUCUCUCUGGUCCCAGCCCCAGGCCGGGGCAUCCAUAGCAGGUCCAGCGUCCAGAAGUGUCUCCAGAACAGAGCAGAUGGGGGGGAAGGUCCCCAGCACUGACCCUCAUUGAUGCAAAGGGUGGAGAGGAGCCUGGGGCUGCGGGGCAGGGGUGCUCCUUAGCACGGCCUGCACCGGCCGGGCCUCCUUAGGAACUUCCCAGGGGAAGGGCAGACAGCCCUCCUUUCACCUCGGGGAGGAUACGAGCUGGACACACUUCCCACAGGAAGCCGACAUCAAAAGAGCAGGUUAGAGCAGAGCGCUGGCUGGUGCCGACCUGGGACUAGUGUUCAGGGCAGCCCUCAUGCCAGGCGUGCUCACGUUUGUCUGCACGGUUCCCGGGGGUCACGGUGUGACCCGAGGGCCGCCCUUCUUCCCUUGCCCGUGAUGUCCAGGGCCACACAGUAGCAAGUGCUGAGCCAGGACUCGAACUCAGGCCAGGCCUACCUACGGGGCCCCUUUGACUCCCUGAUGCUGCCCAUGGGCUGCUGACACCUGCUAGUCUCAUCCUUAAACACAGGAUGGAUUUUUAUCCUGGUUAUUCUUAAUAAGGAUAGGUAAGAAUAAUUGCCGUUUAUCCAGAGCCUCGAGGUGCCAGGCACUUACCUGCGUUAUCUCGUUUACCUGCUGAAGAAGCCCCUGGCUUGGGCCCCAUUAUCAUUAAUGACGCCUGGAAGAUGUCACUGGCCGUAGUGCCAGAGCUGACUUCGGCCUGGUCCUGGUGACUAGUCCUGUGCCUGGGCACUCCAAGGCUUUGGGCGAGUUGGGUGGCCUCUCUGAACCUCAGUUUCCUCUUCUAUACAUGGGCCUAAUCCUGCUUCCUGUGGCAAAGUUUUGAAUUAUGUGAAUUAAUAAGUGUAAAGUGCCUGGCAGAGUGUCAGCUGUUGUCACUGUCAGCGUCAUUAUCACCAUAACACAGGGUCUUAGGAGGCAUGGACACUGGUGGUCAGAUGGGAGCUUCCUGACCUGGGGGAGGUGGGAAGGAACCCAUGGGUAUGCCCAGGCAGGGUGGGCACAGUGCUGGGUGGGAGCCAGGCAGACCUGAGGAGCGAGGCUCCCGUGAGGGGGCUGGGCCGGGGCUGAAAAAGGAGCUGCCUGCCUGGAUGGGCGGUGGAGGGACCUUGGGGAGAACAACAGACCGACCCAGCCCGGCCGUCUCUCCAUUUCCCGCGAGGAGGGAAGUUACGGAUUUCCGCCCUGGCGUCCAGGGAAGGAUGGGACUGGCCGCUUGGCUGCUGGGGUGCGGUCCACACGGCGGGGACGGUGGGAAGCUUGCUGUGCGCUCCUCCCCUGCUGCCGUGCCUCUGCCCGCUCACGGGCUGUGGCCAGAGCCUUACUCGCCACUGCUGACCGACCAUAGUCUGAUGGAAGCACAGACCUGCUUGUUGGGGGUUGGGUAGCUGUGUCCCUCAUCUGAGAUAUCCUGGGCCCCUCUUCCUUCUUUUUGUGGCUGAGACCCCAGAGCCAUCAGCAGCUGCCACUUGGAGGCUUUGACAUGGAGCCCUCACUCACAGAGGAGACCCAGCUCCAACCUGACAUCCUUGAGCUGUCGCCUCUGGGAAGCCCUCCCUGGUCCUCAGCGGCAGGCGCCCAUCCUUCUUGGAACGUUGGGUAGCCCCACUCACCAAGCCCACUGUUGCCUAUUUCCUUUCUACCCUAUUCCCCGACUUAGAAAGGAAGUUCUCAGUCCUCAGUCUUCUCGUCUUGGAAGUGGGCACAUACAAAUGUAAAAGGUAGUUUUCUGCAUCCCCCCCUCCACCCCCCCAGCUCUGAGACAUGACUGGUGAGGAGAGGAGCGAAGGGAGCAGGGUCCUGUUCCAGGCCCGGGGAGUGGGAGAGCCAGGGACUGGAGGUAGGGGCUGCAAGAUGCUGCAAAUCCGGGGUAGUGAGCUCAGCUGUGUCUCAGUUCUUUCUUCUGUAAAUUGGGGAGAACGGUGGGACCUUCCUUCCAGGGUCGGUGUGGGCCCUGGGUGAGUGAACACACGUAACAGGUGUUAACAGAGCCUGGCCCCUAGUCAGUACUGUGGUUAUUGGUACUAAUCAUUGCAUUUAGUUCAUUAUAAAAUAAAGUCAGUAUUUAUUGGGCCUACUGUUGUGCUCUGGAUACAGGCAUGAACAAAACAAACAACAACCCCCCCCCACCCCCACCCCCGCUACCUUCGUGGUCCGUACUAGUUGAGGGAGACUGACAGGAAAUGGAUAAAUGAGUAAAAUGAAUGGGUGCAUGUGUGUGUGGGGGUGCAGGGCUUCUGCAAGAAAGGGUUUUGUGAUGUGCAGUUGGGUAAUAAACCUUUGUGUGAUUUCAGCCUCAGGGCUCUUCCUCACAAGAGAAGGUUCAUAAGGCCGUACUGUCCAGGUCGAGGUGAAGGUCAGCCCCACAGGGACCCCCGGGACCCAUUUAGAGGCUCCAGGGGACGCAGUUUGAAAACCAGCACUCUUAGUGAAAAUGGUCAGAGCCUAAGAAGAACAUUCUGUUAAACAGAGAGGUGGGCAGGGGGCGAGCAGCAGGUGUAGGAGGGAGAAACCAGCACCCGUUGGAAGCAGUGCCUGAGGCCACCUGCUCCCGUAGUGGCAGGUGAGCUGAGAGUUGGACAAAGCCCCGAAAGUAGAUCACGGAUAAGUACGGGGUGCUGGACCCUUUAAGGGGUGUCCGGGGCCCCUGGAUGGUUGCCAUUUAUAAGAAUGGCCUCCCGUGGGAGGACCUGCCACGUGUCUCAUGAGCUCUGCUUUCAGCCCCGUGUGGGGCCUCCCACCCCAACCCCUACUGGGGGAUCGAUCCUUACCCCCAUGGAAGAGCUUGGGGCCCCGCCAGGUUGAGCCACUUGUCCAGGGCCACCUGGAGUCAGGACUGCUAAGUGUGGUAGGCUGGGGGCCUAAGGGACCAUUUCCACAGAGCCCCUGAACCCAGCUGGCAGCUUCUGGAAGGGUCUCCGGGGACAAGGGGACUUCCUCUCGCUGUCAUUGGCUUGAACUCUGCACAGCGCACUCUGAGAAGUCACGUGAUAGCACAUCCUCCCCGCGAUGUCCCAGCCCCUGGGGGGCUGGGUAGCUGGCACCUGGCUCACCUCAAACCCCAGGGGAGGUGAGUGGCACGGACACCAGUUUUCAGAAUUGACACUGAGGCCCCGUCAUGGAGAUGCCAGGCCUGCCUUGGCUCUGGGCUGGUGGAGCCUGGCCUGGGAGCCUCCGCCUACCCUCUGCCACGUGGGUCCUUCUCAAGUGUGGCAUGUGCCUGCUAGGCCAGCGCUUCCCUUUGCUGUGGCUCCUCUGGACACUAAGUUUCGGUUUCCUUGCCGUUGUUCUCUGUUCGUUCAUCCCUGCCCGUGUGUUCGCUCGUUCGCUCAUUCAUUCUCAGAACAGCGCAGCGGCGGAGGGGGCAGCCACAGAGACAAAGCCGAGGGUCUCUGGGCAAAUUACUUCAUCUGUUUCCUCAUCGGAGAAAACGAGGGUGGCACUCCUCCCAGGGCUGCCAGGAGGGUUAAAGGAAAUAAUGUGUGUGUGUCCAGUGGGUGGCCCGCGUACCGUUGUGUCUCUGUCCCUCCCCUGCUCGCGUUCCCCCUUUCCGACCCUCCUGUAAAACUUGCUGAGGCACCAGGUUGGAGCGGAUGUGGUCCUUGUCGCCGGCCUUGAUGGCGUGGGUAGGUAACCCACUGCCAGAUGGCCCGAGGGGUCCUUCUGGGCAUCUGGCCACUGGUGACGGCCCAGGCUGCUCAGAGCUGCCUUUCACCACGGGUGGGGGCGGCCCGCGCGCAUGCGUGCUCCCCAGGCGUCCCCUGCGUGCCCGCCCGUGUACACACGUGUCUUCCCACUAACCCAUGAGCAGCACAUGUCUUGAGCCGUCACACACACUUCCUCCCUUGGACAUUGGGCAUCGUGGGUACAGGUAGCACACGUGUUCCAGAAUGGCACAUGCCUGCACACCAAGCGUCUCCUUGUGCAUGUGCACUUGCCCUUAUGUGUCCUUCCUCCACUGGGCACACCUCUCUGGUGUCCCCAGGUGUCCACGCCUAGCUGUGUAAGCGCUCAUCUGCAGGCAAGGGCUUAUUUCUUCACCACACAUGUAUGUAGCGUUUGCUCAGGCCCAUCUACGUGCUUUACAACUGCAAAUUCGUUUCACCCCCUAACGACACUGAGACACCCACUUCUAUUAGCCCAUCAUCCAGAUGAGCAAACAGCCCUGGAGAACUUAGGUCACUUGCUCAAGGCCACACGUCCGUGCAGUGUAGGCCAAGAUUCAGUCCCCCUCCACGGCUCUGAACCCGAUCUGAUGCUGUGCCUGUGAAGGUGUGUGGGCCUGCGCCGGGCUCACCGUGUAAAUGCGCGCAGGCAUGGGUACACCUUCUCAGUGUGCACAUGAGACCACGUUCUCCAGGUCAUGGUUGCACAACCUCCAUGUGCGCGGAAGGACUCAGGUGCUGGAGAACAGGCUUGCACACGCACACCACUCACACACAUACGUACACGCUCACAUGGGCCCUCAGUCUCCAUCUCAAGUCCCAGGCUCCAGCUCCCUUUCCCAGAGCCCCUUCCAGAUUGUUCUCCAUUUCCUCACUCUCAGUCCGCUGGAGAGGGAAGUGAAUCUACGGGUCUGGACUCGCCUGCCUCGGCCACCCCUGCUCACCCGCUUGCUGGCUCUGUGGGGGGCCUGGAGCCCCAGAGCUCUUCCUUCUGCCAGAGCCCCCACUGGGCUCCCUUCCCGCGCAUCUUCUGGGCUGGUCCGCACCCCAGGAAUCUGGGCUCCUCCAGGCUGCAUUGGGCUGGGGACAGACGCAUCCCCGGGGAGCAGAGUGACUGGACCGGAGGCCUCCCACGUGUUCCUGGCAGGAAACACACUUCCUCCUCUGGCCCUUCUCUUCCAGGCACUUGUCCCUCGCCUCCCUUCCAGCUCAUCUGCCCGCCCCCACCCCGCUGGGCUUCUGCGUCUGACCGUCAGCGGCUCCCAGCCCUGCCCAAUUUCAAGCCUGGGCUUGUGGGCCUGGGCGCGACUCUCCUGAAUUGGCCUCAUCAGAAGUACCCAGACUUCGAGCCAAGACCCCAGCGUCCUUGGCCCCCGCCCUUGGCCACCGGCACCUUUACCUGUCUCUGCGCCUUGCUUGGCUCACCCCCGUAUCCACUCUUUCCUUCUCCAGAUGUUCCCAGCCAGGAGCCAGGGACCAGGUCCUCCCUCUGCACUCAGCCGUCACCGGCCGCUCCUGGUCUCCGCGCCUCCUCCCUCUCUCCCUCCCUCCCGUGUGCUGCCAGCUCCGGGCCUGGCCCUUUGUUCCAGCUGAUGGCUGGUGCUGCCCGAGCACCGCUGUGUCCAGAGCCGUGGGCUUUCCCUGACCUUGUAACUUUGCUUUUGGUGAAUUUUGGUUCUUCAUCAAGAUGCUCUGCUGCCCUCCCCCCUUUCCCUCCCCCUCCCCCCUUCCCUCCCCCCUCUCUUUUUCUCCCUCUUGUUUUUCUGUGUGCUGAGCACUCUGUCCAGCCCUGAGCACUACUUCUUUGAAUUGAAUUAACAAAAGAAAGCCCCAAGGAGCUGAGAAAUCACUUGAUUGCACAGGUGUCCUUUGCCAGUUGGUUACAAAGUUUUUAUGAGCAAAUCUGGUGGUUAUCCUUUGGAAAAUAAGCAAAGGCAAACCACUUCCUGCCGCUUCCAGGAGCCACUCGAGUGCUGGAGCUUUCUAAGACCUACCAAGAAUCUGAAACUUCAGGCAGGCUUCCUCCGUUUUCCUGGAGAACUCGGCAAUUUGUGUUGGUGAAAUUCCACUGGGCCCGACAGGGUUGGAGAUUGCAUUUCAGUUUUGUCUUGCAAAGGAAUUUCUGAGAUCGAGUAACUUGGCUAGAGGGGAAAAGGGGAACUCUGGCUUGUGACCUAGGCAGCAGUGCCCUUCCUAUGGGACUGGUGCCUCUGGAAUUCGCAAAUGCCACACAGCCUCUAAGUCGGCUGCCUCUUGGGCCUGAGGGUGAGCUCUGGCAGUGCCAUGUGCCACGUGUGGAUUCUGUCCUUUCUGCACCUUUAUUUGACCUGUGUCCUAAAUGCUGAGAUGGGGAGAGGCAGUGUCCCACUCCCCAGUGUCGGGGGUGGGGUGGAGUGGGGCCAGAGCCAGGACUGCUGGUGCCCUAGGACGGGGCCUGGGUCUUAGGUUCGAGUCUACUCUGCCACCAACUUCAGCAGUUACGGAACCCCUCUGUGCCUUGGUUUCCUUAUUUGUAAAACAGCGAUGAUUCUAGAAAUCCCCUGGGGGCGAUAGGAGAAUUUUGUUAUCUGUUAUUAAAUAAAAUAUUCUGUUAUGUGUAGUGCACCUCCCACAUGCUAAGUCCCGUAUGCAGGCUUUGCAGAUGCUAACAGGAGCAGCGUGGUCUUCGCCGGAGCCCUAGGAGCCGCUACUACCCGGCCCCGUUGUGCAGGUGAGGAAACCGAGGCUGGGAGAGGUUAGGUCACUCACACAGCUGGUAGGUGGCAGGGCUGGGCUUUCGACCAGAGGCUGUGGCCCGGAGCCUGGGCCUGUUCCCUCCGAGCUGUCACUCUAGGUACUUCAACAGCCUGACCCCUGGGCCGUUUUGCCUGCGACAAUCCCUGUUAACACGUGUCGUCCUGGGGUCAUUCUCAGUUGUGCCCCAUUUCAUUUUGUCCCCCAGAGUGUCCUGGGUUGGUCGGUAGAGGACGCGGUCAGCUUAGGUGUGGAGCGUUUAGGACAGUCCUGAGCACAGGAUCCAUGGGAUCGAUGGCCGGGGAGGUGACACAGCCACAGAGGAUCAGCUUGGGUAGCCUGGGGGUGCCUUAGUCACUGCAGAACAGAGACCUCAGCUCAUUCACCCACUGCCCUGGGCAUCUCACACGCCAGGCACUGGAGCAUCGUGCUGGGGGUGGGGUGAUGAGGAGGGAGACAGGGACACCGCCAGCAGCUCUGGAAAAUGAAGUCACGCCCAGGACUCGCCCUCGUAAGAAAUGCAAAGCAUUACCGCUGGGAUCGUGUUCCCCUUGCUUUGUUUGGCAAAUUAUGACAGUAUGUCACUGACCCAGCACAUUCUGAUUACCUAUUGUUCUAAUGAAAAAAAAGCAAAACAAAAACAAAAAGCAGGCCAGAAAACCGCUUCUGGUUAUGUGAUCGGUAUUUAGAAGUUUCCAAUUCCAGAGUAGGCCUCAGGGCAGGGCCAGUCCCCAGGCUGUGUGGAGCCUUCACUGUCCCCAAGAUGCCAGGUAAUCGGCUUAUCUUUGCUGUACCUCCGUCGCACCCUGUCCCCCUGUCCCCGUCCUUAGCUGCGUGUGCAGGAUGUCAUGGGCCAUGGCUCUCCCAGGCAGGCAGCCUGCUCCGGCCGCUGGUGGUGUUUUCUCGCAAACCUGCCCUCGUUCAGCGCGUGCUCAACGUGGAGGCUGAAGGGCACAGCUCUGGGUAGGGGUGACCAGCUCACCCCUCUUUGCCCAGGACUGUCCUCAUUUUAAAACUGGGAGUCUCAAGUCCUGGGAAAAUUGGACAGCUGGUCACCCUCCAGGAGCGAGUGAAGCCAGCCCUGUGUCCCCACGGUCAGCUCUGCUGUGUGAUGGCAGGUCCGUUGCUUGGGCGCCCCGAGCCUCCGUUUCCUCUCCUGCGCAAGAGGCUUAAUGGAGCCCGUCUCACAGGAUCACUGUGAGGUUCAGUGAUUCAUGACGCCUCGCGAGUGGCGGUGAGCCCUCGUUCCCCACUGGUGAUGAGUUACCUUAAGAUUUCCCCUGUGGGGCUUAGGCAGUAGUUGUUUUCUGGUGGUCCGAGUGGACCACCAGUCUCCCUUUAGAUGCCAGUCUGACUAUCUUAUCUUGGGGUGGCUGUCUGGAAGUGAAUUCUGCACUCAGCCCUUGCCUUCUUCUCUAAGGCUUUUUGCAGCCAGUGCCCCCCGCCCCCCAAUGCCCCCAGUUCCCUGAGCCAGCCCCUGGCCCGUGUGUAACCUGGACAUCACCUGGGAACAGGCAGGAGUGGACGAGGAGCUGACAGUUAUUGAGCCCCUUCACAUGUGGCAUCACGGGCUACGUGCUUCAUGUUUAAAUCCUCCCAUGAAAAUCCUUACUUUCCAGAUGGAGACUUGAGGCUUGGGAAGGUCGAAUUAUUUCCCCAUCAUUAGAAAAACGUGUAAGCAGUGAGAUCCUGCUGUACAGUCCUGGGAACUAUAUCUAGUCACUUAUGAUGGAGCAGGAUAAUGUGAGAAAAAGGGAUUGCAUACAUCUAUCUGUGACUGGGCCACCUCGCUGUGCAGUAGAAAACUGACAGAACACUGUAAACCAGCUAUAAUGGAAAAAAUACAAAUCAUUAUUAAAAGAAGGUUAAAUUUUUUAAAAUUUAAAUAGAAAAAAAAAAAAAAGAAAAGAAAAACGUGGAGCUGGGCUUCAGCCCCAUCCUUGUCCUGAUCCACAGACUGUGCCACUGCAGUGUGGUCCAGGGAUCCGUGCUGAUCUGUGCAGAGAUGAGCACAGAGUGAGAGGAAGGGUGUAGACACUUUUCUAGUAAUGUAACAUUACAAUAUUUUUAUUGUUUGUUUGUCUUUCAAAAGUUUUGGUCUGCGAGGGAUUGAAAAUCAAAAAUAAAAGUAAAAACUGCUCUCUCACCACAGGUAGAUUGAGAAGUCCUGCUGUAGUCUGUGCACUUGAACUCCUUGUAUUAGGCUAGGUUAUGCUGCCGUAACAAACAACCCCAUGCCCGCGUAGCUUUACCCAACUGAAGUUUGCUUCUCCUUUGUGCUAAAGGUCUCGGUCACUUCAGCAGGGGCCCUGCUCAUCUCCAGAGGACUUAGGGCCCCACGCUGAUGGAGGCCCCGUCUCUGCGUGUGUUUCUACCGUCAGGAAGGCAGGACAGGAGAUGUGACAACUUAUACAUGGGUAUGCAAGUGCCACAUGUUACUUUGUAGCCAUGCCUACAAUUUAAGGGGAUGGGGUGGGCGGGCAGUGGGAAGAAGUGGACUCUUACCCUGUGCCCAGAUAAAGGAGGAGAGCAGCAGGUUUGGGAACAGCUGAAUUGCCACACUCCUGCCUGAUCCUGCCUGGGGUGUGUCUGGUCCUCUGGCCCAGCCGGGCUCACACAGCCGCAGGGCCGCUGAUGUCCUGCCACGCACAUUCCGGUUUUCCAGGGUAGCCUGCCCAGGCUGGGGCCCUCUGGACCGGGUUCUGGGCCCUCCCGGAGGGUGGCUUCAGUGCUUACUUGGUUUGGGAACUGAAAGUCUUGUCUACUUCCGUCAGGCUGUGGGAGGGAAGCCAUGGUGAACUGUGUCAGGAAGCUGCUCUGACAUGUUGGCCAAGAUAAUUUCCCUUCCGAGACCUCCUCGGGCCUCUGCGUGGUGAAACAGUGGCUGGGGUAAAUCCAGAAUAAUACGCACUGCCUUUUAUUGGGUGCUUACCAUGUGCUGGUAAUGGACACACAUUAUCUCAAUUCAUCUUUCUGAAGCUGUAGCAGAGGGCCCGUUCUUAGCCUCAUUUUAUGGACAAGGAGCCCAGGGCUCAGAGAGGUUAAGGAGCUUCAUGCAGCUGGACACUGGCUGUGCUGGACUUGGAUCCAGGUCUGUGUGAUUCUGAGCUUGCGCGCUGCACCGUUCUGGCGGUAUAGUACUUACUGAGGGGGGGGCUCAGAAGUCACUAACGAGGAGGGCGCCCCAGAGAAGUUGUCAUCCCUUCACAAAGCCCAGUGAAGUGAGUUCCCUUGUGGGGCAGCAGGUUAAGGAUCUUACAUUGUCACUGCUGUGGUUCCGGUUGCUAGUGUGGCGUGGAUUUGGUCCCUGGCCCGGGAACUUCCGCAUGCUACAGGCAAGGCUAAAAAAAAAAAAGGAAGAAAGCCUAGUGCAAUCUUGACAUUUACUCUUGAGCCCGGGAUCCUGCUAAGUUCAGUUCAGACACUAUUACGCAGGGAAACCCGAUCCUUCUUUUUAUUGAUAUUUACUGUUUUUUUUUUUUUUUUUAAAUGUCCUUGUGUUAAUGGAAAUACCAUUGGAAAAGGGAAAUAAAAAUGGAAAUAAAAGGAAUGACUGAAGAACACUAGCCGGGGGCAGGAAAGGUUUUCCAAGUGUAAAGAUUGUUCAGUGGGAGGAGAAGUCCAAGUGGCUCCAGGUCUUUUUUCCACGUGCGCCCAGAGAUGCAGCCCUGUGGUCUGGCUCUCGGGGGGUCUUGGGCGCCCGUGCUCUGCAGAUAGAAAGACAGGCCUCAAACCACUCCGUUCAGACAGGGUCUGUGCAGCCCAGCGGGAGUCAGGGGUUCUCGAAACCAUAAGCUAACCCGGCGUGUUUGCCCCAUGGAUCCGUUAGGUGGAUUCAGAGGCAAGAGUCUUUUAGUGGAUCUAUAAUCGAAAGCGUGGCUCAUCCUCUUGGAAUGAGCAUUUUACUUGAGAGGAGGAAAGGUUAAGUGAUUUCACUUCUGUGUAAUUUGUAAUUCGGUGCCCCUUUCUGGAAACAUCUAUUUUAGAAACAGAUUUGGUUGAGGGGGAAAGGUUAACCAGCCUGACAAGGGAGUCAUUUAAAAUAUUAUUUUGCACUUAGAAUAGGCACAGAUAUGGCAUGGAAUGCAAAAUUCACAUGGCUUCUCCGGAUUCAACCCAAGGCUUGAGUGAGAUUUCUUGAUGGAGUGGGUGCGGAUGACUGGGGGUCGGCCCUCCUUGUAUUUGGGGUUCUUGGAGGAGCAGGCGGCCCGCGUCCUGGGGAGGGUGUGUAAUGGCAGCGCCCGCAGUGCUGGGGCCCCGCGUGGCGGCCUCUUGUGCUCCGGCCACCAGGCCAGCCUUGAGGGUCUCUGAAGGUCAAAGUGAUCUCAUCUCUAAAGAUAGUGUAGGCACACGCAAGCAAAUGCACGCUUUCUUUUAUUUUCUUUUGUGUUUGUUUAAACAAAUGGUAGAAUUCCCCCUACACGUUCCUGUUUUAUUUUUUCACUGAACUGUAGUAAGAGAUUGUUCCCUAUCAGUUCGACUUCCUCGUUCUCCCCCUGUGGCUGCAGACUGUCCCCCGUUUGGAUUUACAGAACCACGCCCUUGUGAUGGGCUUGUUCCUAGCCUUUGGCUCUCUCAGGUAACGCUGGGGCCAUCAGCUACGUGCUUGUAUCUUUGAGACAUGCGAGUAUGUCUCUGGGACACGUUUUAGAAGUGGAGUAGCUGGGUCAGAGGCCACGUGCCUUUGGAAUGGGGGUGGAUACAUGCAACGGCACUGCCCUGAGAAGGUUCUCCCCGAGGAAGGUCCUGGGGCAGCGUGUGGAGGCCGGGGUGGCAUGUGGAACAAGCAGGCAGCAGGACAGGGUGGCCUCGCGUCCCGGGGCCCUGACAGGCUCUUCAUCAGCCGCUCAGCCUGGGUUGGGAAAUGCUUAGGAGAACAAGUGUCACGGCCCAGAGCCAGCCUCCCCCAGUCCUGCCAGCCACUGGCUUGCAACAUGAAGCACAUGAUGCAGUCCUUCCGAAGAAGUGGAAUUUGGAUGUUUGAAGCCCCCUUCUUGCUCGAUGUGAAGGCCCCCCUCGCUCCCAGGAAUUAGCUCUUUAGAAAAACUCAGCUUCCCUUUCACUUCCCCUGAAGGGCAGCAGCUUUCAGGAUGUGAAGGGAAUCAUGGAUUUAUUGCUGUGCGAAGAAAGCUCACCCUUCAGGGAGAAAAGCCAGCAGGUCCCAUUGAAGAGCGGGUUCAUACAAGCCUGUGCAGGUGAUGCCUGCUUCCUGCAGGCCAGGCCUCUGGGACGUCAUUCUUGCUUUUAUUUUGGGGCUUUUAUUAGCUCCAUCCUGUGGAGCAAGCAUGGCUCAGGCAGGACCACCCAGUGUGUAUGCCUCCCUCCGCUUGGGGGGUUCAUCCCUGCCACCCAGGCUCUAUGCGCAUGUGCUGGAGGGGGCAUGGCUUUGGAGAUAGCCCCUGCCUUGGACAUAGAGGCCCCCCUGCUUCCUGGCUGUGUCACCUCUGGGGCCUCUCUGAGCUUGAGUUUGUCAGCACUGAGAGUCGGAAUGGCCUUCAUGAUGGGGGGAGCAGUGCGCUCGGGGAGUCAUGGUCUGGCUUUCUUUCCUUCCUGCCCUGUUUGUCCAUCUCCCUUUGGUCACCCUGAGCAGGUUGGGCCAGUGUGGCCCCAACACAGAGCUCUUCCCUUGAGUCAGCUGGGGACACCUUUCAGGGUGGCUCCCAAACCCUGCCUGGGCCACCUGCCCCAGCUCCAUCUCUGGGGCUGGGUCUCACCUGAGACCAGGACUCCAGGCUGCUGUCUUCCCAUCUCCCCGACCAGGUGAGCCAGAAUGUGCAAGUGUAAUUGCUGGAACAGAGUGGAAUGGCCUCCCCACUUUUUCUGGGGUGAGGCCCUUUGCCUGGAACUCCACCCGGAAGUCCUGCCCCAGACGAACUUUGCUGCACAUGCACCUGGUGUUCCGAUCAGCCCACGUUACCCUUGCGGACGAGGAUGCUCUUGUGUCCCUGGUGGGCAUGUGGCAAGGGCCUCCUGCUUGCUUUGCCUUCCUGCCCCUUGGGCGCCCUGUCGAGGCGUCUCUGGUGCCCUCAGCAUCCUACCACCUGCUGCCGUCUCUUUCCUGCUGGGAUUCCCAGCUCUCCAGGCCAUCCCAGGGACCAGGAGACACUUGCUCCUUGCAGCUGCCCAGGAGCCGCGGAGACCAGGGAUCAGGGCUUUCAUUUCCCGGGAUGCGGACCCUAGAGCUCAGCUUGGGAAUCUGCUCCUGACGGACACCUUGUCGCCCACGUUUGUUCGUUCAUUCGUUCUUUCUUCCUUUCUUUCUUUCUCUCUUUCUUUCUUUCUUUGGCCGUUUAGGGCCACACCUGUGCCAUAUGGAGGUUCCCAGGCUAGGGGUCAAAUCGGAGCUACAGCU
Phacochoerus africanus (Common warthog) is the source of this 14072-nucleotide messenger RNA. RefSeq names its product vegetative cell wall protein gp1-like. NCBI's taxonomy places the organism in Eukaryota, Metazoa, Chordata, Mammalia, Artiodactyla, Suidae. Bases 5686 to 6780 code for a protein of 364 amino acids. The record is from RefSeq and is a predicted model, not a curated record. The transcript has a single exon.